AGAAUAACCAUUUGUUUAGGUCCCCGUUUUCAAUCAAAACCCGUAGCAGAGAGCACACACUCACUCUCUCUCAACAAAACCCCUAAACCCUAAAACCUCCUUCAUCUCCAAUACUCCACUCUCCCCGUCGCCGCUGCAACCAUGACGGAGCUCAAACUAUCCGAAACUCGCGACCUAACACGCAUAGAGCGCGUCGGAGCUCACUCCCACAUCCGCGGCCUCGGUCUCGACUCCUCCUUAGAGCCACGCGAUGUCUCAGAAGGCAUGGUCGGCCAAGUCUCCGCUCGUAAAGCCGCCGGCGUCAUCCUCCAGAUGAUAAAAGACGGUAAAAUCGCCGGCCGCGCUGUCCUCCUCGCCGGACAACCAGGAACCGGCAAAACCGCCAUCGCCAUGGGAAUGGCAAAAUCCCUAGGUCUCGAAACACCGUUCGCUAUGAUCGCCGGAAGUGAACUCUUCUCACUCGAGAUGUCGAAGACCGAAGCAUUAACACAAGCGUUUCGUAAAGCAAUUGGUGUUCGGAUUAAGGAAGAAACGGAGGUUAUUGAAGGUGAAGUUGUUGAGGUUCAGAUUGACCGUCCUGCUGUUUCUGGUGCGGCUGCGAAGACGGGGAAGUUGACACUGAAAUCAACGGAGAUGGAGACUGUUUAUGAUCUUGGUGCGAAGAUGAUUGAGGCUAUUGGGAAGGAGAAGAUUACGAGUGGUGAUGUGAUUGCUAUUGAUAAGGCUUCGGGGAAGAUUACGAAGCUUGGUAGAUCGUUUUCUAGGUCGAGGGAUUUCGAUGCUAUGGGACCUCAGGUGAAGUUUGUGCAGUGUCCUGAUGGAGAGUUGCAGAAGAGGAAGGAGGUUGUUCAUUGUGUUACUCUUCAUGAGAUUGAUGUUAUUAAUAGCAGAACACAGGGAUUUCUGGCUCUUUUCACCGGUGAUACAGGUGAAAUUCGUGCGGAAGUCAGGGAACAAAUUGACACGAAAGUGGCAGAAUGGAAAGAAGAAGGAAAGGCAGAGAUUGUGCCUGGUGUCCUUUUCAUUGAUGAGGUACACAUGCUUGACAUAGAGUGCUUUUCGUUCCUCAAUCGAGCUCUGGAGAAUGAAAUGUCUCCCAUUUUAGUUGUUGCUACCAACAGAGGCAUUACAACUAUUCGUGGCACAAAUUACAAAUCCCCACACGGGAUUCCCAUUGAUCUACUUGAUCGCCUACUCAUCAUCUCUACUCAACCUUAUACUGAGGAUGAAAUUCGCAAGAUUUUGGAUAUCAGGUGCCAAGAGGAAGACGUAGACAUGAGUGAAGGCGCAAAGCAUUUGUUAACCAAAAUAGGUGUAGAAACAUCCCUACGCUAUGCCAUUCAUCUAAUCACAGCAGCUUCUUUGGCAUGCCAAAAGCGAAAGGCAAAGACAGUGGAAUUAGAUGAUAUAAAUCGGGUUUACAAUUUGUUUUUGGAUGUCAAAAGAUCGACACAGUACUUGAUGGAAUAUCAAAGUCAAUACAUGUUCAGUGAAACAGGUGAAGUUGAUGAAGAGGAUGCCAAUGCUAUGGUCCCUUGAAAUUCAUGCGCAUCAGUUUGAGACUUUGUAAUUAUCUGAGCUGACAUAUUAGUGUAAGUUGCAGCAAUUUAUUUUAUGAUUUGGUGGGUCAUUGCAGUUGUCUUGUAUUAGAUAUUUGAGCAGGAGCAGUUUUUCCAAGGUUGAAUUUCAAUAUCUACGCGUUCAGGUGGAGGCUGCACUGUAUUUUUGUUUCUGCUAAACUUUUCAAUGAUUUCUUUUUUAUAUUUUGUAAUGUCAUGUGUGCUCUAUUAUGCUCA
Messenger RNA from Trifolium pratense (red clover), 1796 nucleotides. Its product is annotated as ruvB-like 2. The transcript is spliced from 2 exons. Gene Ontology annotation, cellular component: R2TP complex; Swr1 complex; NuA4 histone acetyltransferase complex. Lineage: Eukaryota; Viridiplantae; Streptophyta; Magnoliopsida; Fabales; Fabaceae. Gene Ontology annotation, biological process: regulation of transcription by RNA polymerase II; chromatin remodeling; box C/D snoRNP assembly. The record is from RefSeq and is a predicted model, not a curated record. Bases 142 to 1539 code for a protein of 465 amino acids. Gene Ontology annotation, molecular function: DNA helicase activity; ATP binding; ATP hydrolysis activity.